Cordyceps fumosorosea ARSEF 2679 is the source of this 696-nucleotide messenger RNA. Its product is annotated as uracil phosphoribosyltransferase. The record is from RefSeq and is a predicted model, not a curated record. The transcript has 3 exons. Lineage: Eukaryota; Fungi; Ascomycota; Sordariomycetes; Hypocreales; Cordycipitaceae. The coding region runs from base 1 to 696 and encodes 231 amino acids.
AUGGUUUCCGACAUCGCCCUCCCGCCCAACGUCCACGUCUCGCAGCAUCCCAGCCUGCGCGCCAAGAUUAGCCAGCUGCGCUCCAAGUCGACCAACUCGCGCGAGACGAACGCCCUCGUCCAUGAAAUCUCCCUCAUCGUCGCCUGCGAGGCGCUCGCCAAGUCGUUGACCGCCGUUCCCGGGCCCAAGGACCAAAGCCCCAUCGGCGCCGAGUACGAAACCACCGACGUGUCCCCCGGCACCAUGUGCAUCGUCCCCAUUCUCCGCUCCGGUCUCGGCAUGGUCGACGCCGUCCAGACCAUGCUCCCGCGCCUCGUCCCCGUCCACCACCUCGGCAUGUACCGCGAGCCCUCCACGCUCGACCCCGUCGAGUACUACAACAACCUCCCCCACCACGUCCCCAGCAACAGCAACUCCUCCUCCGCCUCGUCGCUCGCCAUCCUCGUCGACCCCAUCAUCGCCACCGGCGGCACCUGCGCCGCCGCCAUCCAGACCCUCCGCGAGUGGGGCGCACGUAGGGUCCUCGUCCUCAGCGUGCUCGGCGCUGCGGACGGCGUGCGCAAGGCUGCCGCGGAGUGGCCCGAGGGCACCGAGCUCUGGAUCGCCGCCGUCGACGGGGAGCUCACAAAGGAGGGCAUGGUCAAGCCGGGACUCGGCGACGUCGGUGACAGGCUGUUCCUCACGAUUGGGAAGUAG